AUCCUCAUUCCUCCCCUCACCUGCCCACAGGCCACAGCUGCAAGCAAAGGCCACUGACUACUGAGAGAAAGAAAGAAAGAGAUGCUCAAGGAGGAUGGUUCUGUCGGUGAUGGCAGCAAUGGCUGGGUGCGCAUGUGCGACUCGUGCCGGUCUGCCCCCUGUUCGGUGUACUGCCUUGCAGAUUCCGCGUAUCUGUGCACCGGAUGCGAUGCCCGCAUCCACAGCGCGAACAGGGUGGUGUCACGGCACGAGCGCGUGUGGGUGUGCGAGGCCUGUGAGCGCGCUCCCGCAGCGUUCAUCUGCAAAGCGGAUUCAGCAUCGCUGUGUGCAGCCUGUGAUGCGGACAUUCACUCCGCAAAUCCACUUGCUCGCCGCCAUCACCGCGUCCCCAUCCACCCAAUUUCGAGCAGCCUCUAUGGAGUUCGACCGGCCACAGAUCCCGGCGGGAUGGUGGUUGGGGCCGUAGCUGAGACGGAGGACGGGUUCUUGGCCGAAGACGGCCGAGAAGGUCUGGGUGAGGACGAUGAGGAGGAAGCAGCUUCGUGGUUGUUGCUUAACCCUGUUAAUAACAAGAAUGGGAAUAACCAGAGCAACGGCGUAAUGUUUGGUGGAGACCAUGCUGACGAGUACUUGGACCUGGUGGAGUACAACUCUGAGAACCAGUUCAGCAAUGAACAGUACAACAGUACAAGUGCUUCACAGAAGAGUUAUGGAGGUGAUAGUGUUGUGCCGGUGCAGAGUGGAGAGGUGAAGGAUCGUCAGCUGCAGCAGCAGCAGCCGGAGCUGCAGCUGCAGGUGGGAUUGGAGUACGAGUCCUCAAAAAUUGGGUACGGUAACGCUGCUUCAAUCAGUAACAGUGUCUCUUUAUCAUCCUUGGAUGUUUGCAUCGUGCCAGAGUCAUCAGUGAGCGAUCUGUCAGUCUCGCACUCCAGGCCUCCAAAGGGGACAAUUGACCUCUUCUCAAGCCCUCCUGUUCAGAUGCCAACCCAACUCACACCAAUGGACAGGGAAGCCCGAGUCCUGAGGUAUAGAGAAAAAAAGAAGACAAGAAAGUUUGAGAAGACAAUAAGGUAUGCCUCUAGGAAGGCCUAUGCAGAGACCCGACCUCGGAUCAAAGGGCGGUUUGCUAAGCGAACCAAUGUAGAAGUCGAAGUGGACCAAAUGUUCUCUACAACACUCUUAGCUGAGAGUGGAUAUGGCAUUGUCCCCUCAUUCUAAUUCUGAGGAUAAGGCGAAGGUAAGAACCAAGAAAACUCUCCUCAAGUUGGAGCUGCAUAAGCUAUUGCAAAAGCUCUAAUGCUAAUAUUUUUUUUUUCUUUCUUGUUGUAGUAAGUUGUUUGAGUUAAUGUGAUACAUGUUUGGUAAUUUUGUAAGCUUUCUUGCUUAUACCUCUGCUUAAUUUCUUUGUAAA
Messenger RNA from Malania oleifera, 1411 nucleotides. RefSeq names its product zinc finger protein CONSTANS-LIKE 2. Gene Ontology annotation, biological process: regulation of flower development. The transcript has 2 exons. Gene Ontology annotation, molecular function: zinc ion binding; protein binding. The record is from RefSeq and is a predicted model, not a curated record. NCBI's taxonomy places the organism in Eukaryota, Viridiplantae, Streptophyta, Magnoliopsida, Santalales, Ximeniaceae. Bases 82 to 1218 code for a protein of 378 amino acids. Gene Ontology annotation, cellular component: nucleus.